Messenger RNA from Triticum aestivum (bread wheat), 2144 nucleotides. RefSeq names its product serine/threonine-protein phosphatase 7 long form homolog. The record is from RefSeq and is a predicted model, not a curated record. NCBI's taxonomy places the organism in Eukaryota, Viridiplantae, Streptophyta, Magnoliopsida, Poales, Poaceae. The coding region runs from base 3 to 2144 and encodes 713 amino acids. The transcript is spliced from 7 exons. Gene Ontology annotation, biological process: meristem maintenance; meristem development.
GGAUGGCGGAUGGUGAUGGACCUUGGUAUGACGGAUUAAUCGAUGAGUGGGAUAAGGAGCAUCGUGCUCGUGCCAUUGAGAAUGGACAGGUUGUAGUUGCUAUGCGCAUGAGGGGUCAUUCCGCUGAUGACUUUGAUUACGACCCGCGGUAUGAGCCUUACAUUCGGAGAUUGGGUCUUCUCCCAUUCGUGUUGCAGUUUAAGCGACGCGCUCCGCCGGUGAACCACGCGGCGCUGACCGCACUUGUGGAUGGUUGGAGGCCGGAGACUCACUCCUUCCACCUUCCAUGUGGGGAGAUGACGAUGACCCUACAGGACAUGGCUAUGAUAAGCGGCCUUCCUAUCAAUGGACAAGCUGUUACCGGUCGUGUCAGCGUGGGUAAUUGGCGAGAACGGACUGCCGAUUUAAUUGGCGUUCAGCCCGAGGGCCCUCAGGAAGGCAAGGCCAAUACCGCGAAAGUGAGGCAUUCUUGGCUAAAACUGGUCAGAGGAAACACCAACCCGUGCCCUCAAGAUGCCAAUGACGUGGUUGUGCAGCAGUACGCGUGGGCCUUUCUUUGGUAUGUACUAACCAAGGUAGUCUUCUCAGAUGCAACUGGGAACUCAGCCCUCUGGAUGUUCUUGGAGCCACUUAAUAACUGGGAUACCCAGUAUAGCUGGGGUUCGGCCGCACUAGCAUACUUGUAUCGUCAGCUUGACUUGGCGUGUCGGAGGAAGGGAGGUACAUCCUCAUUGUCUGGGUUUGUUUGGAGCCUAUCCGUGUGGAUGUGGGAGCGGAUCCCGGUUGGACGGCCCGAUUUGAAGAACCCCCUCGUGCCAAACCCACGGGGUAAUCAUGACGGGUUGCAUGAUGAUGAUCCAUAUCGGCGCCCUACGCUUGCUUACUAUUGGGAACAAGUGACUGUCUACACAGGAAGCUCGCAUGUGCGAUACAAGUGCUAUAUGAACGAGCUGGACACCUUGACUGCUGAGCAGGUACAUUGGUUGCCUUAUGUGGAAGAUCGUGACUUUGAUCUUAAUGAGAUGUGCACGCGUGAUAGCCAUCUUUGGCGGGCGAGGUGCCCAAUGAUAUGCUUCUUCGCAGUCGAGUGGCACUUUGUAGACCGUGUGGCAAGACAAUUUGGAAAAAGACAAGGUAUUCCAAUUGAGGAGAGCAAGGAGGAAAUGCUAUCUCUGCAUCGGUUCGAUCGAAGGAACAAUCAGGAUAUAUCGGAUUGGGCAAACAAACACCGUGCGUGGAUAGAAAUUUGGAAUCAAAGAGACACAUUAGUGCAAUCAGAGAAUAGACCUUACAAUCAGUCAGCAUAUCAGAAGUAUCAAGUGUGGUAUGCGGAUCGUUACCGGUUAAAGCUGAAGCCAGGUUGGACUCACGAAGAGUGGUCGGAGUUGGUGUCUGAAGACCCGGAGACUGCAAAAGGUUAUCAUACCUUCAACACGGCUGUGAGAGACACCAGAGGGGCUCAUGUUGACUACGCACCGAUGCAUGACGAAAUGGGCAGAGAGUUGCUUCUGUGCGUCAACGAUGCCAAUGUUGCACUGAGUCAUCCACCUGGUGGUGCAUUAUCUGAGAGGACUCUUAGGAGCACGAUGAAGAACUUCAAGAAGCGGUUCCAUAAGAUGGCAGCUAUGCUUUCUUGCCAUGGUGCUCAGUCCAGUGACGUGUAUGCACCAGGUAGCCGCGCCGCCAGAGCUAAUAAACGGCGUUAUGUCCAGAACGAAGAGGACAUAGAGGAGGAGGUCAAUGAAGAGGAGCCAGCACAUCAAGAGGAGCCAACACAUCAUGAUGAGCAUGAGUAUGAUGCAACACAUCAAGAGGAUCAUGAGUAUGAUGUUGAUGCUCCACAACCAUCACAGGUUACACAACCGACACAAGGCAAUGCCCGCUCUAAAAAAGGCAAAGCAAUAGCUAAGACACCGGGCCAGAAAGGUAGAAAGAAGAUAUGGAACACUCAAUUCCAUAGUCCGGAGUAUCCUCAUCAAUUUAUGCCUGCGGGAAUGCAAAGAUAUAAGUCGAACAUUGAUGCAGAGGCGGAGGAGGCUAGCGAAGAGGAGGAGCAUGAGGCUAGCGAAGAGGAGGAGCAUGAGGCUAGCGAAGAGGAGGAGCAUACACUUGCAGAUAUCGUGAAGAGAGGAAGGAAGAAAUGA